AACCAAAACCAAACACCAACGUAGUAACAUAACAUAACAAACACGUUACACAUUUCAUUCAUUCAUCAUUCACAUCAAUGGAAGAACCAACAUUUCUAUUCCCACCCCCCGAUUCCGACUUAGACCUCAGUUUCACCAGCACAACCACCGACCGGACCUUCACCUCCUCCUCCGCUCGCACCAGUUUAGCUCGCACAAGCAGUCUUGCUCUCAGCUUCAACGACCGUCUCUCAACCGCUUCCGCCGCUGCAACAGACACUGUUUCCUCUGCCAUCAUCCGCCGUCCUCACCGUAGCUCUGAUCCAAACUGGACUGCUAUUAAAGCUGCAACAAAUCUCUCUUCUGACGGACGUCUUCAUCUCCGUCAUUUAAAACUUCUCCGUCACCUCGGCUCCGGUGACCUUGGCCGUGUGUUUCUUUGCCGCCUCCGUGAUUACGACGGCGCAAAUUUUGCACUUAAGGUUGUUGAUAAAGAUCUUCUUACUCCUAAGAAAUUCUCUCACGCGGAAAUGGAGGCGGAGAUUCUUCACGCGCUUGAUCAUCCUUUUCUCCCUACGCUAUACGCGCGUAUUGAUGUCUCUCAUUACACGUGUCUACUUAUUGAUUAUUGUCCUGGUGGUGACCUCCACUCUCUCCUCCGUAAACAGCCGGGAAACCGACUCACGAUCUCGGCGGCGCGUUUUUUCGCUGCCGAGAUUCUUGUUGCACUCGAGUAUCUUCAUGCGCUUGGUGUUGUGUACCGUGACUUGAAACCUGAGAAUGUGCUUCUACGCGAAGAUGGACACGUUAUGCUUUCUGAUUUUGACCUUUGCUUUAAAGCUGAUGUGGAGCCUACUUUCGAGUGUUGUAGUGUUCAAAAACCGCAUGUGGGUCCCACUUACUGUUGUUUCGGUUAUAACGGAUCAAGAUCUGGCGAUUCUAGUGGGCGAGUCGUUGCGGAGUUUGUUUCAGAACCAACUACGGCGUUUUCACGGUCAUGUGUUGGAACCCACGAGUAUUUAGCGCCAGAGCUUGUUUCUGGUAAUGGUCACGGUAACGGUGUGGAUUGGUGGGCUUUUGGGGUUUUCAUUUAUGAGUUGUUAUAUGGAACAACGCCGUUUAAGGGGUGUAACAAGGAGAACACACUGCGUAAUAUAGCAUCUAAUAAGGACGUGAAGUUCCACGUGGCGGAGAGUGAAGAGGUAGGGAUGGCACAAGCGAGAGAUUUGAUAGAGAAGUUGUUAGCGAAAGAUCCUAAGAAGAGAUUAGGGUGUGCUAGAGGUGCGACCGAUGUUAAACAACAUCCUUUUUUUUAUGGAAUCAAGUGGCCUUUGAUUAGGACCUAUAAGCCACCUGAAGUGAAGGGACUAUUGAGGAGGAAAAAAUCGGAUACACAUUUGAGUCAUGUGACUAGUAAGAAGAAGAGAGGAUGGUGGAAGAAGCUUGGAUGUGUAUUGAAAAAUAAAGGAGCUAGAUAUGAUUUACUUUCAAACUAUAGUAAUAAUAAUCAUUAUUGUUAUGUUAAUAAUAAUAGUAAGGUUAGGUAAAUAAAAUUGAGCAUUGGUUCAAUUUUUGUUUUGAAUGGUGUUACACGGUACAAUCAACAUAUAGGAUAGUCAAUAGUGUGACAAUAGUUUACAAUUUUGGUGUGUAGUUUUUCAUGUAUACCAAACAGAUCCACAGUUUGUAUAUGAGUGGAGAAUCAAUAUGAUGAAUCACAUUAAUAAAACUAGCUAAUUCAUUUAUUUGCUUUAAUCUCUCUCCC
Molecule: messenger RNA, 1744 nt
Organism: Trifolium pratense (red clover)
Lineage: Eukaryota; Viridiplantae; Streptophyta; Magnoliopsida; Fabales; Fabaceae
Product: serine/threonine-protein kinase WAG1-like
Exons: 1
Coding region: 78-1526 (482 amino acids)
Biological process (GO): protein phosphorylation
Cellular component (GO): cytoplasm; nucleus; plasma membrane
Molecular function (GO): protein serine/threonine kinase activity; ATP binding
Source: RefSeq, a predicted model, not a curated record